AUGCCCUACCUGCACCGGGACUCGAAGCCGCGGCCGCCGGCGCUGCCCAGUGCCGCCCGUGCCACCCACGGCUCGGGGAAGGGCUUCGAGGAGCUGCAGCAGGAGUGCCUGCGCAGGGGGGUCCUCUUCCAGGACACCGACUUCCCCGCCUGCAGCUCCUCUCUCUUCUUCAGCGAGAAGCCGCCCAUCCCCUUCAUCUGGAAGAGGCCCACGGAAAUUGUCAAAGACCCCAAGUUUAUCCUUGGAGGAGCCACAAGAACUGAUAUUUGCCAAGGGGAUCUUGGUGACUGCUGGCUAUUAGCAGCCAUAGCUUCUCUUACACUGAAUGAAAAAAUGCUAGCAAGAGUGGUCCCACUGGAUCAAAAUUUUGGGCCAGAUUAUGCUGGAAUAUUUCACUUCCAGUUUUGGCAGCACAAUGAGUGGCUGGAUAUUGUGAUUGAUGACCGACUACCCACCUUCAAUGGCCGCUUGGUUUUCCUGCACUCAGCUGAUCACAAUGAAUUUUGGAGUGCCUUGCUAGAGAAAGCCUAUGCCAAGCUGAAUGGCAGCUACGAGGCUCUGAAAGGAGGCAGCACAAUAGAAGCCAUGGAGGAUUUCACUGGGGGCGUAGGAGAAAUGUAUGAGGUUAAAAGGGCUCCUGACAAUUUCUAUGAAAUCCUAGAGAAAGCUCUGAAAAGGUGCUCAAUGGUGGGCUGCUCUAUUGAUACCAGCAGUGCUGCCGAGUCAGAAGCCAAAACUCCCUUUGGCCUUAUAAAGGGCCAUGCUUACUCUGUGACUGGCAUCAACAAGGUGAGCUAUCGAGGCCAGCAAGUGCAGCUCAUAAGGAUAAGGAACCCCUGGGGACAGGUCGAGUGGAAUGGCCCUUGGAGUGACAACUCUCAGGAGUGGCUUUCAGUGAGCCCGUCGGAGCAGAGACGCCUCUCUCAAGAAGCACUGGAUGAUGGAGAGUUCUGGAUGAAAUUUGAAGACUUCAAAGUGCAUUUUGACAAAGUCGAGAUCUGCAACCUGACACCAGAUGCCCUGGAAGACAGCACUGCCCACAGGUGGGAGGUGACCAUCCACCAGGGGAGCUGGGUCCGGGGAUCCACCGCAGGAGGAUGUAGAAAUUUUCUAGAGACUUUCUGGACAAAUCCACAAAUCAAGCUACACUUGACAGAGAAAGAUGAUGGACAAGAUGAGUGCACAUUCAUAGCAGCACUGAUGCAAAAGGAUCGCCGCAAACUGAAGAGGCUUGGAGCUGAAAUGCUGACCAUUGGCUACUCUAUUUAUGAGAGCCCUGGCAAAGAUGGACACUUGGGCAAAGACUUCUUCAGGUACCACCCCUCCAAGGCCAGGAGCAAAACCUACAUUAAUUUAAGGGAAGUAUGUAACCGAUUCAAGCUGCCACCGGGCCAUUACAUUCUUGUUCCAACCACAUUUGAGCCACACCAGGAGGCAGAUUUCUGCCUGAGGAUUUUCUCUGAGAAGAAAGCCAUCACUGAGGAUCUAGAUGCAAAUGUUGCCAUUGAUCUCCCUGAGCCUCCAAACACAAGCCCACAAGAAACUGAAGAUGAAAAACAGUUCCGGGCACUCUUUGAGCAGAUUUCAGGAAAAGACAUGGAGAUAUCUGCAGAAGAACUUGAAUAUGUUCUGAAUGCUGUAUUGAAGAAAAUAAAGAACAUUAAAUUCAAGAACUUAAGUCUCAUUUCAUGCCGAAAUAUCAUUUCUCUUAUGGAUACCAGUGGCAACGGGAAACUGGAAUUUAAUGAGUUCAGAGUUUUCUGGGAAAAAAUGAAGGCAUGGAUAAAUAUCUUUCUUCAGUUUGACUUUGAUAAAUCUGGCUCCAUGUCUUCCUAUGAGCUUCGCAGUGCUCUUAAAGCUGCAGGGUACCAACUCAACAACUACCUGCUGCAACUGAUUGUCCUCCGAUACUCUGAUGAACAGUUCCAGAUUGAAUUUGAUGAUUUUCUGAACUGCUUAAUUCGCUUAGAGAAUGCAAGUCGAGUAUUCCAAGCGCUGAGUGUGAAAAACAAGGAGUUCAUUAACCUGAAUAUAGGAGAGUUUAUCAAUCUGGCAAUGAACAUCUGA
This is a messenger RNA of Chaetura pelagica (chimney swift), 2067 nucleotides long. It is a transcript of the gene CAPN9, whose product is annotated as calpain 9. The transcript is spliced from 20 exons. The coding region runs from base 1 to 2067 and encodes 688 amino acids. The record is from RefSeq and is a predicted model, not a curated record. Gene Ontology annotation, biological process: proteolysis. NCBI's taxonomy places the organism in Eukaryota, Metazoa, Chordata, Aves, Apodiformes, Apodidae. Gene Ontology annotation, cellular component: cytoplasm. Gene Ontology annotation, molecular function: calcium-dependent cysteine-type endopeptidase activity; calcium ion binding.